AUGGCGGUCAAGAAAUAUAAAAAAAUUACACCUUUAACUGAAGAGGUGAUAGUAGGUAUGAUUAUCAAUUGGAGAUUAGGAGCAGAUUCGGACUCGGAUUCAGAUUCAGUUGACGAAGAACCAGGAGUAAUUAAGGCUGAAGCCUCGACCAAAACACCUUUAAAACAAAAUAAUAUUGCGCCGAAAGAAGUCGUCGAGGUAUCUGAAGGUAUGACAGAGGUAAAAGCAAAGCUGACGGAACUGAAAGAGAUCUUUACAACAACUUCCAAUGAUAUGGAAUGGCAACAUAUUAGGACAGAGGCUUUAGUUUGUAGACGUUGA
Messenger RNA from Rhizophagus irregularis DAOM 181602=DAOM 197198, 321 nucleotides. RefSeq lists its product as uncharacterized. The record is from RefSeq and is a predicted model, not a curated record. NCBI's taxonomy places the organism in Eukaryota, Fungi, Glomeromycota, Glomeromycetes, Glomerales, Glomeraceae.